AUGCAUUCGUUUGCUGAAGCAACUACAAAAUUCUCACUUGAGCUGUACUGGCAGCUCAGAGAAUCCGAGGACAACAUCUUCUAUUCCCCGAUCAGCAUAAUGACAGCAUUAGCAAUGCUCCAGCGUGGAGCCAAAGGAAACACUGAACAACAAAUUGAGAAGGUUCUUCAAUUCAAUGAAACCACCAAGAAGACAACAGAAAAAUCUGUAGCCUGCCAUGAGGAAGAAAAUGUCCAUGAACAAUUUCGAAAGCUUAUGACUCAGUUAAACAAAUCCAAUGAUGCUUAUGACCUGAAGGCUGCCAACAGUAUCUAUGGAGCAAAGGAGUUCCAAUUUCUCCAGACAUUUUUGGAAGACAUUAAGGAAUAUUACCAAGCUAACGUGGAAUCACUUGAUUUUGCACAUGCUGCAGAGGACAGCCAAAAGAAGAUUAAUUCCUGGGUGGAAAGCCAAACAAAUGGAAAAAUCAAAGACUUAUUUCCUAGUGGGAGCCUGAGCAGUAGCACUAUACUGGUUCUGGUGAAUGCAGUGUAUUUCAAAGGACAAUGGAAACAAAAAUUUGAUGAAAAGCACACCACAGAAGAAAAGUUUUGGCUGAACAAGAACACAAGUAAACCUGUCCAGAUGAUGAAACAAAAAAACGAAUUUAACUUCAUCUUUCUGGAGGAUGUGCAGACCAAGAUUGUGGAAAUACCAUACAAAGGCAAUGAAUUAAGUAUGUACAUCCUGCUGCCAGUGGAAAUUGAUGGUCUAAAGAAGCUUGAAGAACAACUCACUGCUGACAAGUUACUGGAGUGGACAAGCACACAGAACAUGCACACAGUCGAGUUGUAUUUAUCUUUGCCUCGGUUCAAAGUGGAAGAGAAGUAUGAGCUCCCAGGUCCACUGGAGCACAUGGGGAUGGCCGACGCCUUCAGUCCUCAGAAGGCUGACUUCUCUGGCAUGAGCAGCACUCCAGGUCUCGUGGUGUCCAAUGUUUUACACAAAUCCUUUGUGGAGGUAAAUGAAGAGGGGACAGAAGCUGCUGCUGCCACAGGGGUGGAAAUUCGUAAAUAUUCUGCACAGAUAACAGAAGAUUUCUGUUGUGAUCACCCUUUCCUAUUCUUCAUUAAGCAAUGCAAGACCAACAGCAUCCUCUUCUUUGGCAGAAUGUCUUCCCCUUAACUGUGCUGUCUCUACCAUGCUUCCAAAAAAGAUAACUAAGUUGCUGCAGCUAAAGGAAGGCAGGAAACAAUAGUUUCUCUUGCUUCAUUUUCUUUCCCUGAUAAGAAUGUAUGGGUUGGGGCAGGAUAG
Messenger RNA from Apodemus sylvaticus (European woodmouse), 1293 nucleotides. Its product is annotated as serpin B4-like. Gene Ontology annotation, molecular function: serine-type endopeptidase inhibitor activity. Bases 1 to 1164 code for a protein of 387 amino acids. The record is from RefSeq and is a predicted model, not a curated record. Gene Ontology annotation, biological process: negative regulation of endopeptidase activity. NCBI's taxonomy places the organism in Eukaryota, Metazoa, Chordata, Mammalia, Rodentia, Muridae. The transcript has 7 exons.